Molecule: messenger RNA, 240 nt
Organism: Morchella importuna
Lineage: Eukaryota; Fungi; Ascomycota; Pezizomycetes; Pezizales; Morchellaceae
Exons: 3
Coding region: 1-240 (79 amino acids)
Source: RefSeq, a predicted model, not a curated record
AUGCAUUUUCGUAGAGCUGUGAGAAGCCCUCUAAUCCUUUCAUCCUUUAUAUCUGUUACUUCUCUAUGGACCUACCCCCGCCCCGCAAACUUCUCGACUCUCGCUGCCAGUUUUGAGCUUACUUUGGAUAUCAGAACACGUCCAACGGUUCUCAUAAUUCGACUCGGUAACUCGGCUACGGAUAACCACCUUCGAGCUCAAUUCAUUGCAACAGCAAUCACCUCAGGGCUGACAGUAUAA